CGACAGGUGGGGCCCGCAUCCCAGCCCCACCAGUGACGCGUUCGUUCAUCGCCUCCUCUCCCCCACGUUGCCCUUCCUCCGUCUCUCGCCGUCUUCCUCGUCUCCCUCCCUGCUCCGCCUCGCGCCGGCUCGAAACGGCCAGAGAGAGGAUUUGGUGGGGAAAGAGAUGUACGCGGACCAGAUCUCCACCGGCCGCAAGCGCUCCAUCCAGGAGCGCCUCGACGGCGACCUCACCGCCGGCCGCGCCGCCGGCGGCCGGGCAAAUCACGCGGCAUCCAAGAGGCAACGACAGAUUGAAGAAAAAUGGAAGCAUGAUCUAUAUCGGGAAGGCGAACCAGAUUCAAAAUCAAUGGAUCCAAGGGAUUUGCGAUUGAAGCUUCAGAGGAGAAGCUCUCAGCAAGCCUUUACUGGCACAAAGAGUUCUGGGAUACGUGAUCUUCGCGAGAAGCUAUCUGGAACAAUGCAUCCACAGCCAUCAAAUGCUGACCCUCCAAAGCCAAAGCCAGUAUUGGAGGUUGUCAAAAUCACAAGGCGUGAAAAUACCGAUGAAAUGCCUGCGCGCCAAAGUAAGAAAGUAUCAAAACAGACUUCAUCCAAGAAGACAUCUCAGCCAAAGGCUGAAAGUCCACUCGACAGUUUCCUGAGUUCACUUGGACUUGAGAAGUAUUCAAUUACCUUCCAGGCAGAGGAGGUUGACAUGGCAGCCCUAAGGCACAUGACUGAGAGUGAUCUGAAGGCUUUGGGCAUCCCAAUGGGUCCUCGGAAGAAGAUUAUCCUUGCCUUGGAAUCAAGAGAAUACGGCAAUGGCGAAGGAGUAUAAUGUAAAAAGCUGUGGAGAUUUAGUAGCCAUGCUCAUCUGCAAGUUUGACAAACCGUUGUAUCCGCGUGGUUUGGAAGGAUACAAGCACAACAAUGUGGGGUUAUUGUAAUGCAUGUUCUGUCCCGAUGAGCAUGCUCAACCCAGUUUAGGAUGUUUAGAAGGCAGGUCAUAGCGACUAACGCUGUAAGAUUAUCAGUUUCCUGUUAAUCAUCUGGUCAAGUGCUGGCCAGACAAAUGGUGAAGUUGUAUGGUAAUGGUAUACAUGCUGUUGAAGCUGUCCGAUUGUUUUGCAA
Molecule: messenger RNA, 1113 nt
Organism: Phragmites australis (common reed)
Lineage: Eukaryota; Viridiplantae; Streptophyta; Magnoliopsida; Poales; Poaceae
Exons: 6
Coding region: 167-820 (217 amino acids)
Molecular function (GO): protein binding
Source: RefSeq, a predicted model, not a curated record